Messenger RNA from Chanos chanos (milkfish), 1303 nucleotides. RefSeq names its product YEATS domain containing 4 (gene yeats4). The transcript has 7 exons. Bases 141 to 824 code for a protein of 227 amino acids. The record is from RefSeq and is a predicted model, not a curated record. Gene Ontology annotation, biological process: regulation of DNA-templated transcription. NCBI's taxonomy places the organism in Eukaryota, Metazoa, Chordata, Actinopteri, Gonorynchiformes, Chanidae.
UAAAACGAAUGGAGAAACUGGUAGAGAGGGGUUCGCCUUCUGUAAUUAAUGGCACGCAGAUACCGCAGUUUAGUUGAAAGUUGUACAGUUAUAGUUUUAUAGAAACUAUUUCGAAUCAAUAACAUUCCAUUGUCUGUACUAUGUUUAAUAAGAGGAUGGCUGAAUUUGGUCCAGAUUCUGGGGGGCGAGUUAAGGGAGUGACAAUUGUUAAACCAAUUGUAUUCGGUAAUGUCGCGAGAUACUUUGGAAAGAAAAGGGAAGAGGACGGGCACACACAUCAGUGGACUGUUUAUGUUAAACCAUAUAGAAACGAGGACAUGUCUGCAUAUGUGAAGAAGAUACAGUUUAAACUUCAUGAAAGCUAUGGAAAUCCUUUAAGAGUGGUCACAAAGCCACCGUAUGAGAUCACUGAGACUGGCUGGGGUGAAUUUGAGAUUAUCAUCAAGAUCUUUUUCAUUGACCCUAAUGAGAGACCUGUCACUCUGUAUCACCUUCUUAAGCUCUUCCAGUCUGACUCCAGUGCCAUGCCCAAGAAAACUGUUGUUUCUGAAUUCUAUGAUGAGAUGAUCUUUCAGGAUCCCACAGCAAUGAUGCAACAGCUGUUAAACACUACCAGACAGCUCACACUGGGGGCCUACAAACAUGAAACUGAAUUUGCCGAGUUAGAGAUGAGGACUCGUGAGAAACUGGAGGCUGCCAAGAAGAAAACUAGUCAGGAGAUCACAGAGCUGAAGGAGCGACUGAAAGCUAGCCGAGAGACCAUUAACUUCCUGAAGGGAGAGAUCCGCAAGCUGGAGGAGGAUGAUCAGAUAAAAGACCACUGAAGAUGGCCCUAUCUGGACCAGUUAUUGUGAAGUCACUCAUUUCAGGUCCUCUGUGACUUCAGAGAAUCUCAUUUUUCAUUCACGUUAACAGGAUUGCUUGUGAUGAGACGAGGUGAUGGCUUUUUGUGUUGAGCUUUGACAAUACGAUUUAUCAGCUCCUUUCUUUUUGUUCAGUGUAUUUGUGAAAAUCUCAUGAAUAGAUCAAGUAUUUUGAAUGGAAUGUUACAAUUUCCCUUGGUUUCAUAUGGAAUUGGUCUAUUCAGGGUUAUAGUUGUAUAGUGCAGCAAUGUGACGUUUAAAGUGAACUUGCCUCACCACAGUAAUGGAGUGGACUUAUAAUAUAAGCUGCCUUUGUUGGUACAUUGACUUUCUAUGGAUCACUGUUUUUGUAUGAAUAAAUUAGGCUUUUUAACAUGCUACAAUGACCUUUGUGCUCUGGAAAAUCUCUGUGUUUGUACUAUAUGUUAUGAAAACUGUCA